Thelazia callipaeda (thelaziosis nematode) is the source of this 396-nucleotide messenger RNA. The record is from the annotation of a GenBank genome assembly. Lineage: Eukaryota; Metazoa; Nematoda; Chromadorea; Rhabditida; Thelaziidae.
AUGAUGAACCACCGUUCCUUGAAUACGCAUGUUCGGUUUCGGUUAUCAAAUGAAUACGAAGACCUAAAGAAAGAUCCCAUUCCAGGCAUUCAUGCGAAACCACUCAAUGAAACAUUAUUGUUGUGGGGAUAUGUUAUUGAAGGCGCUAAAGACACUCCAUAUGAUGGGGGCAAGUAUUAUGGCGAGCUUGAGUUCACAGAACAUUUUCCUUUUAUUCCUCCUCACAUUCUUAUGCAUACUCCAAAUGGAAGAUUCAUUCCUGGGGAACGGAUUUGUAUAUCUAUUUCCGCUUUUCACCCUAAGAAUUGGGAUCCGUCGUGGACUGUUGGGACAUUUUUGCAUUGUUUCGCUCAUUUUAUGAUGUUUGAUGAACAGAUAAUGGGAGUCGGUAUGUGA